CUGAAUACAUUACACAGUGUGUGCACAUGCACGUGGUCCCUCUCUUACUCCCCGGCCAUUUCUUUAAUUUACUCCUGGAACUUUGAAAACCCUGUCACGUUUUAAAACUCUUGGGAUUUUUUUUUCAUUUGCCGAUAACGGGUCGAUAAAGACAUGAAGGGAGUUUACAGCGCCUUGGUGUUCUGUCUAUUUCUGUCAAUGGUGGCAGUGGGCCUCCAGAUCGCUGCCAGUAUCACCCAGGGAUGGAAGAUCAUCGAGGGGGAGCACUUGGUCCAGAAGGCGCCCUGGGUCAGCCCCUCCCAGUUCGGAAUGAAUGAGAACGACACCAAGCACGCGUCCAUUCACAUCGGAGUGUGGAAGCUGACAUUCUGUGUCGGUGGUAAAUGCGUUGAUGUGGAAGAUUACCGGCGCGAUCCCACUGCACUCGUCAAAUACUUCGAAGGUAAGCCGAGCGAGCUGCAGGCCUUGUCCGUGUUUGGCUGUAUGGUGGCGGCUGUCGCCAUCUUCUGCUUCUGGCCGUUAUUCCAGGUUUUGGGUCAGAGGAACAAUUGUUAUGCUAUCUAUGUGUCCAUUCUUCUUCUUAUGUCAGGAUUCUCCUGUUUAGCAUUGGCGUACAUCAUGUAUCACACUGUUGCCGACAUACAAGAAAUUUUCGAGGACCGUACGGAGAAAAUUAAGACAAGCUUUCCGUAUUCUUUCAUCCUGCUCAUUAUUGGUUUCGCUGCUUCCUUUACCGGAUGUCUGGUUUCUUCCAUCAUUAUCUGUAAACUGAAUCAGCACAUAGAGCACGAGGAAAGAAUGCGGAUAGAGCGGGAGAGAAACAUGACCAAGGACGACAUCUUCUCCCAGAAAGUCUUCUCCAAAUCAGCCACCAACAAACCGGCCAUCACCAUGAAGAACCAGGAACAAGUGGUGUACUCCAUUCAUCUAUAAACAAUUAGGUCUUAGCUUAGUGUUGUUUUAUUUUCCAAAUUCAGGUUUAGAUAUUCUUCAUAUCAUAUUAACUUUUUGAUACUUGCUUUGAGUAUUUUGUCAUCCUGGGGGAUCGUUUUGAAUUCCCAGUGAUCCAAAGUUUGCAAAACUAUUAUACUUUGCUGAGGAGUUGGUUUUUUAUUUUAAGAUUUUAUAAGCGUCAAAAGAUCUUUUUUUCCCACACUUGUGGUUUAUUUCGACUCUUUUCAAAAAAAGAUUUUUUAUGCUAUUUUGUUAAAGUAAUACAUGUAAAUAUAGAUGUAUAUAUGGAUUUUGGUUGGUUUUACAAUUUGGUAUAGUCGUAUCUAGUCAUGUAAAUAUGUACGUUGGUAUUCACCUUGAAAUACUUGCAUAGUAAGCGGGAGGAACUAUGUACUGAAAUAUACAUGGCCUAGCAAUUGUUGACAUUGUAACCCUUGUAUCGUGUACAGGGCCCGCGGCCCACAGCGUUCGUAUUUCUUCUGUAGAUUAGAAAACAAUAUCGGAGAUUUUGCUAUGCGGAGGAGAGCUUUGUGAUUCAAGAUUUGAAACUUUAAAUAUAUAUAUUUCUCGCAUAAACACAUUAUUCGGUUUAAUUGAACACUUGUAUUACGUUGGGUGAUAGAGGGCGAGUGUGAGCAUAAUGAGUCUAAUGAAAAAGCAUGCAUCCUUUCAAUUUAGUCAAGGUAGACUGUGUAUUUCUACUUUGCCUUGUAAAUUAAACAGACAGUACAAAUAUCUUGAAUGUUACAAAUUGUAUAGUUUUGUUAGAAUUUAUGUUUUGUCUAACAUAUGAAAUAGCAGAAGAGGUGAAACCCCUUUCAAAUGAUGCACAAAAGCUGUAUUUGUUGACUAUUUACUAGACUUUUUGCUGGAACUUUGCCCUAUUUGCUAAGAUUACACUUAAACUGUGACAUGGUGUGUUUGAUAUGCCACUUUACAAAGUGUUUAUAACAUUACGUACGCCCAUGUCACACGUCUAUAUUGUUAUGAUAUUGUGCAAUGAAGUUACGUUUGUAUAAUGGCAGAGCACAGUAUGAUGUGGCAUAUAUGUAACAUCUGUGGUGUAAUCACAAUAUGAUUACAUUUGUAUUAUAUGUAUGGCCUUUAGGUGUGAUUACAUUUGUACAGUAGUACAGUACAUUGCGGUAACAUUUGUAAUAUAAUGACACUCUGUGACAUGAUUACAUAUGUACAUGUAACAUAAGAUCAGCACGAUUACAUUUGCGUCAUAAUAUCAAGUACAUUUUGUAGGUUGACAUUGUACGAUAUAAUUAAACUGCUCUGUCAAUUAACGAUGUCAUUACAUGUACAUUUGUAUUAUUCAACGGUUCGCCUCUUUUCGCCGUCUAGAAUUAUUUUUGUGUAGAUUAGUAUUGAUAGGGUUAUAUCUUACCAUGUAAGAGGAUAGUCAUACAUUGUUUUCCUAUUUUUAUAUCUCGGUUUGAAAUAAAAUUCAGUGGAAAUUGCAUUUUUUAUUUUUAUUUUGUAUGGAGGAGGUAAACUGAUUGUUUGAAAAUACAUCGGUGUCAAACAGAGUAAUUGAAUCAUCAACGUUUCCAAAUUCCAAGUCACAUUUUUAUUUUAAAAAAUUAAAACCUAAACAAAGCAGCAUAAUUUUGAUAUUUUAUUGGUUUAUCUCCUGCACACACUCCGAUAUAUCAAUGAAAUGUGUAUUAAGUUUCUUCAACAUAAGAAACAUAACCCAAUUUAAAUAUGUAUAUAUUUAUUAAAGAUUUUUUUAAUUGAUCUUAGAUCAUUUUGCGAAAAAGAAAACAAAAAACUACCCCCAUCCCCCUAACCCCCCUUCCACACCCCCUUAAAAACCCCCAGUAAACGCAUUCACAGAAAGGCAAAACAUUACUUUGAGGGGAAAAAAUAAUGGCUUUAAUAACAGCCCAAGCUUGUUUUGUAAUACUAUACAGGAUGAAACAUUGUUAUGAAUAAGAUGCGAAUUUGAUUUUAAAAAAAAUCAUUUUACAAACGUUACUGCUUUCCUGAAAAAUCUGUUCUUCGUGAUUGUCUAUCCCCCAUCCCAUACAUGUACAUGUUUUGUAAUCAUACAAUAGAGGUUAAAAAAAUAUAUCACAGAUUAUAUGGCGACAACAAGACAAGAAAAGAAAAAAAAUUAUAAUAAUCAACUGAAUUAUUAGAAAUCCAAAUCCUAAUCUUUUUUUUUUUUUGUAGACUUUAUAUUCAAUGUGCAACUUAACCGAGUGCAAUGAAAAAGUGUAACUUGACAUAUGAAGGAAACAC
Molecule: messenger RNA, 3207 nt
Organism: Magallana angulata
Lineage: Eukaryota; Metazoa; Mollusca; Bivalvia; Ostreida; Ostreidae
Exons: 5
Coding region: 154-933 (259 amino acids)
Cellular component (GO): membrane
Source: RefSeq, a predicted model, not a curated record